Molecule: messenger RNA, 747 nt
Organism: Cimex lectularius (bed bug)
Lineage: Eukaryota; Metazoa; Arthropoda; Insecta; Hemiptera; Cimicidae
Product: prisilkin-39-like
Exons: 3
Coding region: 21-572 (183 amino acids)
Source: RefSeq, a predicted model, not a curated record
GACCUAAGGUCGUUUUCGUCAUGGCCAUUGAUGGCAUGAGUAGAGGUGGUCAGCUAUAUAACCAGUACGGUCGACUUGUUUCCGUCAGUCACGUGUUUAACAUGGGUUUUAAGGAGUUUAUUUUUGUGUUCGCAUUAAUCGCCGUCUCUACGGCGGAAAAGGGUCCAAAGGAAUCGGCGGAUCUGAAAGCCGAUACCUCCUAUGGCCUAGGUUACGCCAGUUACUACAAUGACUACGACGACUUUGACGGAUACUACGGAGGAUACGGUAAGUACGGCGGACUUGGUUACGGCGGCUACGGUGGCUACGGUGGCUACGGAGGAUACGGCGGUUACGGCGGAUAUGGCGGAUAUGGUGGGUAUGGCGGAUAUGGUGGACAUGGAGGUUAUGGUGGUUACGGAGGAUACAGAAACGGUUACCGGAGGUACCACAGUUACUAUCCGAGAUAUGGAAGCAACUACUACUACGAUUAUGACGAUUACCCGAGUUACAGCGGCUACGGCGGAUAUGGCAGGAGCUACUACCGUAGGAAUCCUUAUUCGAGCAGUUAUUACGGAGGACAUUAUUUAUAAUAAAUAAUUAAAAAAGGUUUUUCCUUGAAAUUUAACCUGCCGUUAUUGAAACUUUAUGUAUUAUUUGUUGGCAAUACAUUCAGAGGUGCCAACGUUCAAUAAAGUUACCAAGAUGUUUUUUUAAAUAUAUAGAAUAUAAAAUAUUUUUUGUUGUAAAUACAGUGUUUAAAACCGA